Capsella rubella is the source of this 1308-nucleotide messenger RNA. Its product is annotated as F-box protein At3g62430. Gene Ontology annotation, molecular function: protein binding. The transcript has 3 exons. Bases 1 to 1308 code for a protein of 435 amino acids. The record is from RefSeq and is a predicted model, not a curated record. Lineage: Eukaryota; Viridiplantae; Streptophyta; Magnoliopsida; Brassicales; Brassicaceae.
AUGGAUAGGAUCAGUGAUUUACCAGAUGAACUUAUUUUCCAAGUAAUCUCUGUCCUUUCGGCAAAAGAUGCUGCGUGCUUGAAGUGUGCUUCCAAGAGAUGGAAUAAUCUCGUCACCCUCUUAACGACUGAUGUUUUUGUUGAUUCCUCCUCUUCGUCUGCCAUUAGUGAAAGUCUCAAAGAAGUCGCUCGAAAUGCCAGUCACCGUAUGAGGAGAUGCUCUCUAAAGCUGCGUUCUUUGGAUUUUUCUCAGUUCACUCUUCUCAACGAUUGUUUACGCAAUGUGUUCAACUGUGGUGUCUUGGAUCUUGAACUGUACAUCAGUGUCCAAGGAGAUUACUCACUGCCUUUUCAGAUCUUCACUUGCAAGACCGUUGUGAAACUGAAACUCGGGUCUGGUUUUGUUAUCGGCAUCCUCCCUCAGAAUGCUUUGCUUCCUUCUCUCAAAACUCUACUUCUUGAUUCAGUUCGGUUUGAUGGUCUUGAUGGAUGUGCCUUCCAAAGGCUUCUUUCUGCUUGUCCUGUGCUUGAGGAGUUAGUCAUUGAUGGAUUUAACUGUGAGUUUUGGAAAUGGUCUCGCACUGUGUAUAGUUUGACGCUUAAGAGGCUUACUAUAAGGCGUAGUAGGUAUUCAGAACAUUAUGAAGACUAUGAGUUUAAGGGAAUUAGUUUUGAUACUCCCAGCCUUGCCUACUUAGAAUACUCUGAUUAUAUUCAUGACGAGUUUCCAGUUGUUAAUCUCGACUCCCUUGUUGAAGCGAAGCUCAAUUUUAAUCUGAUGACUUUUUGGAAUAAUACCAAUCCAACGAACCUGUUCAAGGGGUUGAAAAACGUUCAGAUUCUGCGUUUAGACUUUAUUGACACAGCGCUGCUGUUCGAGGCCUGCAGGGAAGCAGCCACAGAAACAGUGUUUGAAAACAUGACUCAUUUAUAUAUGCCAACUGAAGCAGAUGUCUGCUGGCAUACUCUAAAACGUUUUGUUAAGAAAUCUCCAAAUCUGAAGACUCUCACCAUUGAGGAUUUGCACUAUGCUUGUCAAGACUAUCGGGAUUUAGAAUCUGUUUGCGAAUGCUUGGAGGACUAUUCUUUCCUUUUGUCCUGCCCUAUUGAGAUCCUGAAGAUAACUAAUUUCAGAGGAGAGAUCGGAGAAAUGGUGCAACUAAAGCAUGUCUUGGAGAAUUUGCAGUGUCUGGUACUGUUGGAAAUUCACGUUGAGGAAAGAAAUGACAAAAAGGUGCAGAUCUUGGCGGAUCUCUUAAUGCUUCCGAGAGCUUCAUCCAAAUGCAAAGUCCAGGUCACGUUCGAUUGA